Erigeron canadensis is the source of this 1143-nucleotide messenger RNA. RefSeq lists its product as uncharacterized. The record is from RefSeq and is a predicted model, not a curated record. NCBI's taxonomy places the organism in Eukaryota, Viridiplantae, Streptophyta, Magnoliopsida, Asterales, Asteraceae. The transcript is spliced from 3 exons. Bases 1 to 1143 code for a protein of 380 amino acids.
AUGUCAGGGCUAAUUCCAAGUAUUCCUAAAAGUAAAGCUUAUUUCUGUAAUGUUGUUGAGCAUGUCAAGCAGGCUAUGCUGUUGGUGAUGCCAUUUGAAGAAGGUUCUCUUCCUGUUCGUUAUCUUGGUGUACCAUUAAUUACGACCCGUCUUCUUCACAAGGAUUGCAAUAUGCUUGUGGAAAGAUUGGAAAAUAGGAUAACGGAUUGGCGCAACAAGUCUUUAUCUUUUGCGGGUAGAGUCCAAUUGGUAAAUUCUGUCCUCUCUUCUUUUCAUAUCUACUGGGCUUUUGUUUUUAUUUUGCCAGUUAGUAUUAUUAAGGAUCUUGAAAAGCAAAUGCGGUCUUUUUUUAUGGUGUCAAGGGCCGAUGGUGAAAGGCUCAAAAAUAGAAGUUUUUGGGAUGUUAAGCGGCCUAAGAAUUGUAGUUGGGGAUGGCGUAAACUAUUGCAGCUUAGAGAUGUUGUUAGGCCUUUUUUAUGGAAGAAAAUUGGAGAUGGAAGAAACACGUCAUUAUGGUUUGAUAAAUGGGCUGAAGUAUGCCCAUUAAGUUCGCUUAUAUCUCCUAGACAAAUUGCUCAAGCCGGCCUCUCUUUAAACUCAAAUGUUGCUGACGUUGUUCAGAAUGGUGAGUGGAAAUGGCCAACUGCUUGGCUUGAUCUUUUUCCUGUUCUAAUUAACCUUCUAUCUAUUAAUCUACAUGCAAAUCAGAUUGAUACUAUGGUUUGGAAGGAAUUGGAUGGAAAAGAGAACGUGUUAACUAGAGUGGUUUGGAACUCGAUUAGGAUGAAGGGCAACGAGGUUAAUUGGGCAAAAGUUAUAUGGAAUUCGCAUAGUAUCCCUAGACAUGCGUUUCUGGUAUGGAUGCGGAUCAAAAUUAUGGCAAAAGUUCCUGAUAUGACUGAUUCAUGGACUGGUAUACUCCAAUGGCUUAUUGUGAAGUCUAAUUCAAGAUCAUCAAAGAAUGUAAUUGGAAGAUUAUUGGUGGCGGCCACAGCUUACUUCAUAUGGCAAGAAAGGAACAAUAGGUUAUUUUCUAACCAUGCUAGACCUCUGGACCAACUUUUUGACCUCAUUACAAACACUUCAAGCAUACUCGUGCAGUUGAUAGUUUGUUGGAAGAAUGGAAGGUACCACGCCUAUUAG